Branchiostoma belcheri (Belcher's lancelet) is the source of this 1423-nucleotide messenger RNA. RefSeq lists its product as uncharacterized. The transcript has 4 exons. Bases 419 to 1165 code for a protein of 248 amino acids. The record is from RefSeq and is a predicted model, not a curated record. Lineage: Eukaryota; Metazoa; Chordata; Leptocardii; Amphioxiformes; Branchiostomatidae.
UCGAACGUUCCCGACGGCGGUACCGAGUGUAUUCCCGAGUAUAUACAAGAUGGCCGCCGGUUGUGUAUACAGCAAUUUUCGGCAUGGUCCGGGUCGCGCUGUGGGCGAAUUAAGUUAAUCUGAACAUCGCAAAAUUUGGCCAAUUGUGACGAAAGACUUCAGGGAAGCUCGGGACAGCAAAAAAAGAAGAAACGGGGCAAAAACGGAGCAUUGCGCAGCCAACGGGGAAUGAGGCUUUCCACGACCUUUGCUGAGGGAAAUCGGGCUUACCACGACCCUUGCUGAGUGUAAUAUACGCCUGCACGUCGGUGCGAAAUCCAACUAUAGCUUGGUGACACUGUAAUGAAGUAGAGGCGUAAUUCCAGUUAAGUGGCACUGUGAGCUGAGAAAGGUCGACAGUAUUGGUCAACCUGUGACGAUGGAAGUGAAAACACACAAAAGAAAGGGAAGCCAGUUUCCUCAAAAUGGAGUCAAGAAAUAUACCCGCUUCCAGCAAAAGAAGCAGGACAGUCUCAAGAAUGAACUGGCAACUUUGGACUGCACAGACCCGGAAAAACUACAGACGUUCUUCCAAGAAUACGACAGCACCCCCAUCUCGUUGAGUUCAAACGGGGAGAUAUUCACUCCAUGGCAGGGAGGGACAAGCGACAGAGCGCGGUUCAGACUGUCUGAAUGUAGCAACCUGUACGUUAACCCAACUGAAGACCUAAAAGUCAUCGGGUACCUAGGGCACAUUGAGGAAGAUACCGUCAUCAUGGUGGGAACACAAAGCGGUAGGGUUUACAAGGACAAAUACGAGAUAGUCUACAUCGUGGCCGACAAUCUUUCCGAGUUCGCCCAACAUGGCUGUAAAAAAGACCCCAAGUUUUUCGACUACUACAUGGCACGCCCGGAUGAUAGGAACAGCUUGCCAUGUGCUGCUGGUACUGUUGAGGAUGAAGAGGACAUAACAAUGGAUACGACUGAAGAAUGGAGUAUCGAUUAUGAGAAGCUCGAAGCCGACCUUGUAAGGGCCGACAAGCUGUUUGAAGAAAGAGGAAGCUUCCUAAGUAAUCGUGAAACAGCAGAUAGAGGUGGUCGUCCUGAUUCUUGUUCUGAUACACAAGAAACUUGUAAAGUGCGUGCGCGGUAUGACAACAGUACUUCACCUGUGGCCGUCUUUUGAAAUUAUUUACAUGUAUGCUCCUAUAUGUCACAUGACAGAGUAAGCUGUAAGAAGAUUUGCGGUGUGCCGGAAUACGGCACUAACACAAGGGGUGUUUAGUUUAGUUUAUUUGAUCGAUUUCCAUUAGUUUUUACCGAAUAUCUAUACAUACUAGUCUCCCUGGAGUCGUGUUACACGUACCAACACUAAACCAAGAUACACAUUUAUCUAAGUAUAUACACCUACAGGCUAAAAACAACUUAACUACAACAUGGUAAG